GUCUUCUACUGCACUGCAUUGAAACAGUAUAAUAAUAACAAUAAUAAUCUCAUUUCACCUCUCUAUAGUUAGCAUACCUUUUCUUUUUACUCACCCUUUAAUGCUUGUAUUAAGAUUCUAGCUUCUAAUCACUUACAGUCCUGUAUUGCGAUACCAUUGGAGAGACUAAAAAUGCCAUUCGGAUUAGUCUCCGCCUGGAACAAAAGGAGGAGGAGCAAAUCAGAGGAUCAGAAUAGUCCCUGUAUAAGCUUUGAUCCAUUUCUUGUUUUGGUUCGAAUAAUGUGCACUCAUUGUAGGACAUACAAGCCUGUGGAGUUCUGGCAGAUUGAAUAUGGAAAUCCACCAGCUAAAAGAAGAAGCGCAACCACAGUGUUUACACUCAAAGAAAUGGAGGAGGCAACGUGUUCCUUUAGCGAAGAUAACCUUCUUGGGAAAGGAGGAUUCGGUCGAGUAUAUAAAGGCACUCUAAAAUCCGGGGAGGUGGUUGCAAUCAAGAAAAUGGACCUACCACCUUUCAAGGAAGCCGAAGGGGAAAGGGAGUUUCGGGUAGAGGUAGACAUCCUAAGCAGAUUGGACCAUCCGAAUCUUGUAAACUUAAUAGGCUAUUGUGCUGACAGGAAGCAAAGGUUUCUUGUGUACGAAUAUAUGCACAAGGGCAACCUUCAAGAUCAUUUAAAUGGAAUCGGAGAAGUCAAGAUGGAUUGGCCUCUAAGACUCAAGGUGGCUCUCGGAGCAGCAAGAGGACUUGCAUACCUCCAUUCUAGCUCAGAUGUUGGGAUUCCCAUAGUUCAUAGAGACUUCAAGUCCACCAAUAUUCUUCUUGACGACAACUAUGAUGCAAAGAUAUCAGAUUUUGGGCUAGCAAAGAUAAUGCCAGAAGGCCAGGAAACUUGUGUGACAGGAACAGUUCUAGGUACUUUUGGCUACUUCGACCCGGAGUAUACCUUGACAGGAAAACUCACACUACAGAGUGAUGUCUACGCAUUCGGAGUCGUCCUACUCGAACUUCUGACAGGAAGAAGAGCAGUGGACCUGAACCAGGGACCGAGUGAUCAGAACUUAGUGCUUCAGGUUAAGAAUAUACUGAAUGAAAAGAAGAAGUUGAAACGGGUGAUUGAUCCUGAGCUGAGACGGAGUUCAUACACAAUGGAGUCAAUAGCUAUGUUUGCAAACCUAGCAUCACGCUGUGUCCGAACAGACAGUCAAGAGAGGCCCUCAAUGAUAGAAUGCGUGAAAGAAUUACAACUGAUCCUCUGCAUUAAUACUAAAGGAUUGGGGAUGGCAAUGCAUACACUCAGGAUGAUUUGAGGCCCAGGUUUUGUUCGAAAAUAAGAGAACAAGUUACAGAGUGGCCAAAGAAAUGGGAUUUUCAAAUCAGAAGCUAAUCUGAGAACAUUCCCGGAGUUCAGUAGAGACAAGCACAACAGAUUUCUCAGAUAAUUAAUGUGUUAAUGCGCACAACAGUCAUAUCAAAUGGUAAUGUGUUGAUAAAAUGCAAACAACAUCAAUUCAAAAUCACACAGUUUUCAGACUAUUGUGUGAUAAUACUUUAUGAUAUUGUUUUGAUUAUCUGAUAGUCUUUUGGCCACAAAA
Andrographis paniculata is the source of this 1593-nucleotide messenger RNA. RefSeq names its product probable serine/threonine-protein kinase PBL28. Bases 172 to 1308 code for a protein of 378 amino acids. The transcript is spliced from 7 exons. Lineage: Eukaryota; Viridiplantae; Streptophyta; Magnoliopsida; Lamiales; Acanthaceae. Gene Ontology annotation, molecular function: ATP binding; protein kinase activity. The record is from RefSeq and is a predicted model, not a curated record. Gene Ontology annotation, biological process: protein phosphorylation.